This is a messenger RNA of Exophiala dermatitidis NIH/UT8656, 2996 nucleotides long. RefSeq names its product alpha-amylase. The coding region runs from base 1187 to 2719 and encodes 510 amino acids. Gene Ontology annotation, biological process: carbohydrate metabolic process. The transcript has a single exon. The record is from RefSeq and is a predicted model, not a curated record. Gene Ontology annotation, molecular function: calcium ion binding; hydrolase activity, hydrolyzing O-glycosyl compounds. Lineage: Eukaryota; Fungi; Ascomycota; Eurotiomycetes; Chaetothyriales; Herpotrichiellaceae.
AUUUGAUUCUUGCCACCUUCUUCCUUUCAUCUCGCCUACAACCUGUCAUUCGGAGCUUGAUUGAGGUUGCCUGUGGUCAAUUCACAAGACCCCCCUUUUCAGUGCGUCUUUUACAUUAUGGUUCAUAAGCACGCCAUUUUCCGGCAGCGGCGACCGUGGCUUCCGUAGCUGAUGGUUUGGACUUGAGGAUUUGAAGCGCGAAGCCCCUGAGUCAGAACUGGAUAGCAAUGCCAGUGUAGUGCGGGUGUUGCAUACGAGUAGCCACCGGCACAUCAGGAGGUGGUGAUAAGUCGUCCAAGUGCAUCAUCAUUGUUAUGGGGCAGUUCAGAGGUUCGAGUCGAGUGUCCCACUUCGCGGGUUGAAGGUGGUGGGAAGAGAAAAGGGUGAUGGAAGUGGGCGGGUGCACUACAAUGUAUCAGUGUACUACUGCACUGCAUCGGGACAAGAGCGCAUCUUGCUUAUCGAACUGGGCAUCACUUAUCUCCACGUGCUCUCCGUCUGCCCAGCCACAAGAUUAGUCAGCAUCAGCCACAUUGCGCACAGCCAUCAUGAUGUCUUUUCUUCUAAUGUUGGUUGGUACCUGCAGCGGCAAAGCCUUUCUAGCCACUCCGCCUCUUUUGAAUUCCCGCAACAAUGUUCCGACCUCUCCUACCAGCGUCAGGAUUAAAGAUCCGGAGAGAAGCCAAGUUAAAGAUGAUCGAAAUCCCACAUGCUACUAUCUUUCGUCGUGGUGGCGUUGCGAGGAUGAAGUAAGCGUUGAGCCUCAGAAGCAAAAUGAUCUCAUCGGACGUCAACCUGUUCGCUAACAAAGGGAAAAACUUGGUACAUCUCCCGGAUCUGGGAUGCGGCGACAUCCAUUGAAAGGUUAAAUCUCUAUAAAAUUAUACUAUGUAUAUUGACGUAUUUUCAUUUUGCAUGCAAUCCCCUUGUAUCACAUAGACUUUCAUCCCGUCCCUAUUAUUCACUGGCGAGGCAUCCUUUUGGGACAUAAUCGCGAUACAAAGGACAACAUCUCCGUGGUCCACAUUAUCUUGUUUACUCAACACCCAUUCUGCGUACCGGCCCCAGAGCCAUCCUUUGGGAAUCUUAACUUUUGGUUAGGCCUUAAUAUAAGGAGAAUAAUUUAUCGUCCAUCAGCUUCGCAACGAUAAUACGUGCAUCUGAAGUCGACUCCGCAGCCAGCACCAUGGGAGAACCAGCGACAGACUCCAACUACUGCAUCCUACAAGGAUUUGAAUGGAACGUCUCAGCAGACCAAAAACACUGGAAACGACUGAACGCCGUUCUCUCUGAGCUCAAAGACGUCGGACUCGAGAACAUCUGGUUACCUCCGGCAUGCAAAGGCCAGGGCGGCAGCCAGGCCAACGGAUACGACAUCUACGACCUCUACGACAUUGGCGAAUUCGAACAGAAGGGAUCGAAAUCAACAAAAUGGGGAUCACGCGAAGAUCUGGACGCACUGGCUCAAAAAGCCCAAGAACUCGACGUAGGGCUGUACUUCGACGCGGUGCUGAACCACAAGGCCGGGGCGGACCACAAGGAGAAAUGCCGGGUGGUCGAAGUCGACCAGGCCGACCACACCAAAGACAUCAGCGAGCCAUUCGAGAUCGAGGCAUGGCUGGGGUUUGACUUCCCCGGCCGCGGCGACAAAUAUUCGGCCCAAAAAUACCACUGGGAGCAUUUCUCGGGGACCGACUACGACGCAGGCAACGACCGCACGGGCAUUUUCCGCAUCGUCGGCGAGAACAAGUGGUGGUCGCACAGCGUGGGCAGCGAAUCCGGCAACGCCGACUUCCUCAUGUUCGCCGACGUCGACUACUCGCACCCGGAAGUCGAGGCGGACGUGAAAAACUGGGGCGAGUGGAUUGUUCGCCAGCUGAAACUCAAAGGAUUCCGAUUCGAUGCGUGCCAGCACUUUUCCGAGCGGUUCACUAACGAGUUCAUCAAUAACCUCGAAAAACAGUUUGGUGACAACUCGUUGUUUCUGGUCGGCGAGUUCUGGACGGGUGAAGUGAAAGCCAUGCUUGAGUAUCUUGACAAUAUGCACCAUAAGUUCAGUCUGUACGACUCGCCGCUACUUAACAACUUUUCGAGGCUGUCGACUACCGAGGGCGCGGAUCUGCGUACUGUUUUUGAUAAUAGUUUGGUUCAAGCCAGGCCCGAAUGUGCUGUUACUGUUGUUAUGAACCAUGACACACAGCCUGGUCAGACUGUCGAGACGCCCAUAGAGGGAUUCUUCAAGCCUCUUGCAUAUGCGCUGAUUCUGCUCCGCAGAGAGGGGUACCCUUGUGUGUUUUAUGGUGACUUGUACGGCACAAAGGGCAAGCAUCCUGAGCCGCCUUCCUGCGGUGGCAAGUUGCCCCAUUUGGUCCUGGCCCGCAAGCUCUUUGCCUACGGCGACCAGGACGAUUACUUUGACGAUGCUAAUUGUCUGGGCUUCGUGCGCCGAGGCACCAAUGACCGCAAGGACGGUUUGGCGUGUGUCUUGUCUAAUGCCGCCCCUGGACAGAAGAAGAUGUUUGUCGGAAAGGAGCAUGCGGGAGAAGUCUGGACUGAUGUCCUGGGCUGGCAGACCGAUGAGGUCAAGAUUGAUGACGAAGGCUUCGGCCAAUUCAUGUGUCCUGGCACCAGUGUGAGCGUUUGGGUUAAUAAAGAUGCUCAAGAUCGAUCCAAAAUCGAUGGCUUGCACUUCGACACAGAUAUCUAUGCCAGAGCAUGAUGUUGUUCGUCACCGUCGGUAUAUACUUCUUACGUUAGAUUGCUGUUUGAUACCCUGAAGACCUGUCGGAUAGAGAAGGCCAUUUCUGAUAGUCCGUGGAUUCUUGUCCAUCGAGUAUCGCACUGGCAGGGAGGAAUCUAAUAAUCCAUUUUGUGCGACACUGUCAAUAUGGCUUGAGUCUACGACGCAAUCGAAGAAACCUGGAUCCUCGGACACUGGGGCUCCUGGAUAGUAAACAUGCAUAGAUAAAGAACUUGAUUCGUCUCGGACCUGCCGG